GUAUUGCUGUCCGGUCUAAUCAGCCAAUCCGCUGACCUCCUUCGUCAGGCUUCCCAGUAGGGUUCAGGACAACGUGCCACAGGCACAUGGAAACCUGACGCCUUAGGGACUGUGAACGCAGGGAAAAUUUUCGAAGGAGACUGCGAGGAUUUUCGCGGAACUAAAUAUAGUUUCAUUGCAUGAUGAAUGGCCAUUCAAGUCGCCCAGCCGCAUCGGCGGCCAUAUUAGCGGCAGGCCGCGCUGCAUUUGCUCCUGCCUACAGCCUGAUUCGUGACGUUAAUGGGCUGCCAAAUAAAAAUCACCAACCAGUCGGUCGGUAUACAGCGGUAUCCAAAAAGGUGACAAAAAGCAACGGGACUACCAAAGGAAUGUACUAUCCUGCCAGCUCCACUAUUUCGUCCACACACAACGCGGUUCUCGAUCCCACCAAAAGAUCACAGUCACAACAGCACGUCGAGCGAUCAUUCACAACGAAUUUGAAUCAGAACGUCCCGGGCUCACAGAGCCAGAAAUGUGUAUUCAACGGAGGACUUUAUAGCUCGGCAAUUGAACCUUCAACAAUCAACGGAAGUAGUGAGAAACUUGCCAGUCAAACUCAGCACAGUAAAUCGCAUUCUGUAACGUCGACGUUCUUCAUACGCGGUGAUACUGCUCGGGACGCGGCCAUUUCGCGUGAAACCGGUAACCGUUCCGCCGGUGGCAGUUUAUCUUGUGGCCAGCCUAGUCCAUCUUCGACAACAGAAGGCUCAGUUGCUAGUGCUCUGUCACCAACCAGUCUGAGAGUUGAGACAAGGCCUCAACACCAGUCGUUCUGGUUGCACCAGUCUGAACUCACCUUACCAACGGAGCGAGAUUUGCCUCCAGGAUAUGUCAACGGUGUAGGACAUUCAGUGCCUGACAAACGCGUUGCAAGUGUUCCUGGACUUGAAGCAGGCAUCAAGGCUCAGACAGUUGAGUCACUAUCCAAUUUGCCCUCAGCUGACACCCGCUACUUUUCUACAACAAGCAUGAAUUACGGAAAUCAGCACAGCCGCACCGAUUCAGAGGAUUACCUGAACAACUACGCCGCGGGGCCAAGCUUUCGGAAAAUACAAAACCUGCAUGGAUCUGGGGGCGCCCAAAGAAGAUUUCCAUCAGAUAAUACACUGAAUUUCACGCCUCGAGAUGGUGCACAGGUUUAUACGUCUGGUAGUAAACCUGGACCAGUAACCAUCCCUGCUCGGAGCCGCAGCGCCCAACCAAGUCCCGGUCCCAGUCCACUGGCAAGCCCCAACACAUUUUAUCGUGCUUCGGAAACCAAUCUGAACCAAGACUACGGGGCGGACAAACGUUCGAGGAUCACGAGGUCACAGCAAUUUGAGCUGCAGACGCCGGCACGUCGGGGCGCAUCUUCACCACCCAAUUUGGACAAACAAAAGUCUCAGUCGUUUGUGGUUAACGGAACCGAAGAUGAUGCGGAGUCACCGAUUCUUCCUUCCGUCCGAGAAAUCAUCCGUCAGGUGGAGGCCAUGACACAAUCAAAUGCUGCUACAUCCACGACGGACAUCUCCACUAUUGGUCAAGGUGGCGGACCCCCAAGUGGAAUUCCACGUUACCAACGGCAGCUCACUCAGCCAGUGCAAAAUCGUCGUAAUGCCUCAGCCUCCACAGAUAACUACGCUCGGAACGGAAUACUCCGACAAGGCGGUAGCAGCCAACGUACUCCGAGUGCGCCACAGUUGCGCGCGACUCAGUACACACCAAUGCAGGCGAAAUUCAACUCAAUCACCGCCGCAGCUUCAGCUGCAUCUGCGCAAAAUCGCAAUGUGGCUCCACCCGUCCCGCCACACGGAACGACUCGUAGCAGCAAGGCAAUAAUCGGUGCUUUUACAAGACGGGUGGAUCCUGUGUAUAACGACACCAGCCAGCCUCAGCGCUACGAAAUGGCAAAUGCGCAAUCAGUGAACAAGAAAACUGAACUCUUGAGUCAUUUACCCAAUGACUAUCAAAAGCUCCGUGAAGCAUUCAUUGAACAACGGCGUGAGAUUCAGCGUCUGAGGAAACAGUUGGCCGAAAAAGAUUUAUUAAUUGGUCAGCUACAAAGUGACAUUCGAUUAUACGAACCAUGGAGAUAAACACUCAGACUUCAACACCUUGCUUUCGUCUCCUCGAGGAACGUUUUCGAAGGGAGUUCGCUUGCUACUAUCAAUGGGCGUCAGUGCAAUCCCACCCUUGCUGGUUAUCCCUCUUGUCCAUACAAGACAUACCUCUUGACCAAAAAUGUGCUGUUUUUAGGCCUAUGCGUAAACCAUCUUUCAAACUGACGGAUUUGGCAUCCAACCGCCAGAUACCCUCCCUUUCUUCAUAGGCAACCUUCGUGGGGUUCCAUUAGAAGUAACUCACGAAAGGUCCAUCAGUCUGCUAUUCUGUACUGUAUCUUCUUUAAUGGGUUCACCAUUAUCACACUUGCCUUGUGUCUGUGCCUUAAAAAAGUCUUCCUUAUUCACAUUUCUGUUAUCAGGGCUUUUACUCUCACUGAUGUGAUUAUAUGUGGCGUGAAAUUCGACGCUUUUUCUUGCAUGGACCGCUCUAUUUGAAUACCAA
Opisthorchis viverrini is the source of this 2583-nucleotide messenger RNA. RefSeq lists its product as hypothetical. Bases 180 to 2114 code for a protein of 644 amino acids. NCBI's taxonomy places the organism in Eukaryota, Metazoa, Platyhelminthes, Trematoda, Opisthorchiida, Opisthorchiidae. The record is from RefSeq and is a predicted model, not a curated record. The transcript has 9 exons.